Anguilla rostrata (American eel) is the source of this 951-nucleotide messenger RNA. RefSeq names its product NME/NM23 family member 5 (gene nme5). The transcript has 6 exons. The record is from RefSeq and is a predicted model, not a curated record. Bases 176 to 826 code for a protein of 216 amino acids. Gene Ontology annotation, molecular function: nucleoside diphosphate kinase activity. Gene Ontology annotation, cellular component: cilium. Gene Ontology annotation, biological process: cilium movement; CTP biosynthetic process; UTP biosynthetic process. Lineage: Eukaryota; Metazoa; Chordata; Actinopteri; Anguilliformes; Anguillidae.
GGGAUCACGACAUCUAUCGGAAGGUGCUUAUUUGGUGCAUAUAAGUUUUACCUAAAGGGCUUUCCGUAGAUCUCAGCUUGUAUCCAGGCAACGAUGUCAACUCAUACUUAAAAUAGGUCUCCAAGAAGUAGGUUUCGCUUGACAUUUGUAUAACACGCGUUAGUAUUACUGAACGAUGGAUGAGACGCCACUGCAACAGAUGCCCCAUCCUCACAUCUAUGUGGAAAGGACCUUGGCACUGAUCAAACCGGACGCCGUUCACAAAGCAGACGAAAUCGAGGACAUCAUUCUCCGAUCGGGAUUUACUAUCCUGCAGAAGCGGAAACUACAGUUGAGUCCGGAGCAGUGCAGUGACUUCUAUGCAGAGCAGUACGGCAAACUGUUCUUCCCCAGCCUGACCGCGUUCAUGAGCUCUGGACCAAUCAUGGCGCUAGUACUGGCCCGGGACAACUGCAUCGCAUCCUGGAAGGCCAUGAUUGGACCUGCCAACGUCUCCAAAGCCAGAGAGACACACCCACACUGCCUCCGGGCCAGAUAUGGCACCUCAGACCUGCGGAACGCUGUGCACGGCAGCGAGAGCUUCUCUGCCAUGGAGAGGGAGAUCAAAUACAUGUUUCCCAGCUCUGUGAUUGAGCCCAUUCCUAAGGGCGAGUCAGCCAAAGACUACCUGAGCAGGUUUGUCAACCCCACGCUGCUAGCUGGCCUGACUGAGCUUUGCAAGUGGAAACCAGCAGACCCUUUCACCUGGCUGGCGGGCUGGCUGGUAGAGAACAAUCCCAACAAGCCUAAAGUGUCUGAUGUUGGGAUGACAGAAGAAACACAGUAGACUGGAAAGAUCUGCAAAAACAGUAAGCCACACGUGAGAGCAACAGUUAUAUGAAGAGAGGAUUCAUUUUUAAAUUAUAAGGAAUGGUUUCCAAAAAACCAAAUAAAAUAUAUUUUUCAAAAGUC